AUGGAACAACUUCACGACGAUUUCAUUUUCCGUUCCAAACUUCCCCACAUUUACAUCCCCACUCAUCUCCCCCUCCACACCUACUGCUUCCAAAACCUCUCCCAAUUCAAAGACCGUCCAUGCGUCAUCAACGCCACCACCGCCGAAACCUUUACCUACGCCACCGUAGAACUCACCGCCCGAAAAGUCGCCGCCGGACUCAACAAACUCGGCAUCGCACAAGGCGACGUCAUCCUCCUCCUCCUCCAGAACUGCCCCCAAUUCGUAUUCGCAUUCCUCGGCGCCUCCUAUCGGGGCGCCAUCAUCACCACGGCAAACCCCUUCUACACCCCGGCGGAGGUAGCCAAACAAGCCACGGCGUCGAAAUCCAAACUAAUCAUAACGCAAGCGUCCUACGUGGACAAAGUGAAGGAUUUCGCGAGAGACAAUGACGUUAGAGUGAUGUGCAUUGACACGGCGCCGGAAGGUUACUUGCACUUCUCGGAGUUAACGGAGGCUGACGAGGGCGAAAUCCCGGCAGUUAAAAUAUCCCCAGACGACGUCGUUGCACUGCCGUAUUCGUCUGGGACCACGGGACUUCCGAAGGGGGUGAUGCUGACGCACGAGGGGUUAGUUACGAGCGUGGCGCAACAGGUUGACGGAGAGAAUCCGAACCUGUGGCUCGGGAGCGAGGAUGUGGUAAUGUGCGUGCUCCCACUUUUCCAUAUUUAUUCGCUUAACUCGGUUUUGCUGUGUGGGCUUCGAGUUGGGGCUGCCAUUUUGAUCGUGCAGAAAUUUGAGAUCGUUACGUUGCUGGAGUUGAUCCAGAAACACAAGGUGAGUGUUGCCCCGCUUGUUCCCCCCAUCGUUUUGUCCAUUGCUAAGAGCCCCCAUGUGGAGCGAUAUGACCUGUCGUCUAUUCGAAUGCUCAUGUCCGGUGCUGCACCCUUGGGAAAAGAACUUGAGGACUCUGUUAGGACUAAGCUUCCUAACGCCACCCUCGGACAGGGUUACGGUAUGACAGAAGCAGGACCCGUACUUUCAAUGAGCUUAGCAUUUGCGAAGGAGCCGUUGCAGGUGAAAUCAGGUGCGUGCGGGACCGUCGUAAGGAAUGCGGAGAUGAAGAUCGUUGACCCUCAAUCCGGCGCUUCACUUCCCAGGAAUCAAGCCGGUGAGAUUUGCAUCAGAGGCAACCAGAUCAUGAAAGGCUAUCUAAAUGACGAAGAGGCCACAGAAAGAACUAUAGACAAACGAGGAUGGUUGCACACUGGUGAUAUUGGUUACAUUGACGAUGAUGAUGAGCUUUUCAUCGUGGAUCGGUUGAAGGAGCUGAUCAAAUACAAAGGAUUUCAAGUGGCUCCAGCUGAGCUCGAAGCCAUGCUAAUUGCUCACCCAAACAUUUCUGAUGCUGCUGUUGUAUCCAUGAAAGAUGAAGUCGCUGGAGAGGUUCCAGUCGCAUUUGUUGUACGAUCGAACGGUUCUAAGAUAUCCGAGGAUGAAAUCAAGCAAUACAUCUCAAAGCAUGUUGUGUUUUACAAAAGAAUCAAUAGGGUUUUCUUUGUGGGCUCAAUUCCAAAGUCUCCCUCGGGAAAGAUCUUGCGGAAAGACCUCAGAGAAAGGCUUGCGGCCGGGCUUCCGGUUUAGGCAUAAUUUGAAAGUUCUAUCACAAGGCCCACUCUCGUUCUGACAGUGGGUGCCCAACGCAAUUGAAUCAUUCUGUACUCAAUGCUACUCCACCAAGCACCAGAUACAAAGCAUUUAGUACUAGUAGUUUUUUUUUAAUUUGAAGACCCAAA
Abrus precatorius (Indian licorice) is the source of this 1775-nucleotide messenger RNA. RefSeq names its product 4-coumarate--CoA ligase 1-like. The transcript has 5 exons. Lineage: Eukaryota; Viridiplantae; Streptophyta; Magnoliopsida; Fabales; Fabaceae. The record is from RefSeq and is a predicted model, not a curated record. Gene Ontology annotation, molecular function: CoA-ligase activity. The coding region runs from base 1 to 1623 and encodes 540 amino acids.